AUGCUCUCUAUUCUCUAUACUGUAUCAAGAUGGUACAGCAGUACGAUGCUGCGCUACUUCUAUUCCCGCAAUUCUCCAUGUACUUCUGUUAGUAACGAUCUUAUACGCAGUAAGCAGAAGCCUAAGUUUACACUUAAGAAAAGGAGAUGGUUUACCUGCGGAUGGACACUGCAAGAGCUCGAAAAGACACCGAAGCAGAACGUGCUAAAGAGACUAACGUUAUUCUCGCCUAGAUUAGGCAACUUGUACAAGCGGAUGAUACAGAAAAUGAGCGAGUCUGAUGACGCCGCCGUCUGUCGCUGUGUGCUGACUUCUUGUUUGCAUCGAAAUGCACCACACUUAAUACAAUUAUAUAUAUCUGGGGUCUGUCAAUAG
Bipolaris oryzae ATCC 44560 is the source of this 375-nucleotide messenger RNA. RefSeq lists its product as uncharacterized. The transcript has a single exon. The record is from RefSeq and is a predicted model, not a curated record. The coding region runs from base 1 to 375 and encodes 124 amino acids. NCBI's taxonomy places the organism in Eukaryota, Fungi, Ascomycota, Dothideomycetes, Pleosporales, Pleosporaceae.